Messenger RNA from Pyrus x bretschneideri (Chinese white pear), 2946 nucleotides. Its product is annotated as myosin-7B. The record is from RefSeq and is a predicted model, not a curated record. The coding region runs from base 46 to 2754 and encodes 902 amino acids. Gene Ontology annotation, molecular function: protein binding. Lineage: Eukaryota; Viridiplantae; Streptophyta; Magnoliopsida; Rosales; Rosaceae. The transcript has 13 exons.
CAUAAUUACUUAAUUAGGGUUUCCAAAAACCUCCUGCGUCCUUCAAUGUCUGCCGUAGGCGAAAGCGAGGUCUCCUCCAAACCCACUCCAGUCAAACCCAAUGUCGCUGCGGCCACCACACCUCCACAAGCCUCCCAGUGCACCCGCCAGUUCAUCACCUCAGUCGCCUCCAAGAUCGCCUCCCAGCCCCUCCAGAAUUACGACCCUGGCGUCUGGGGUGUCCUCACCGCCAUUUCCACCCAGGCCCGCAAACGCAACCAGGGCAUAAACAUCCUGUUGACUGCAGAUGAGCAUUGGAUUGGCCGAACCGUGGACGAUGUACGUUUCCAGAUUGAUUCGAAUGCGGUUAGUGGAAGGCAUUGCAAGAUAUACAGGAAGAGGGCUGCUAAUGAAGAUACGAAACAUACAUCCGUAUGCUUGAAGGACAUGAGCACAAAUGGGACUUAUCUCAACUGGAUGAAGUUGACGAAAGUUGGUGUUGAAGCUGAAGUACAUCAUGGAGAUAUUAUAUCACCUUCAGCACCUCCUCAGCAUGAUCUUGCAUGUGCAUUCGUAUACAGAGAUGUUUCACUGUCCAGUCCCAGUACAGAUGGUGCAUUUGCAAAAAGAAAAGCAGAGGAUUUUGUCACUGAUAAUAAGAGAGUUAAAGGGAUUGGCAUUGGUUCUUCUGAUGGUCCUAUAUCUCUUGAUGAUUUUCGAAGUCUUCAACGGUCAAACACGGAAUUGAGGAAGCAAUUGGAAAACCAAGUCGUUACAAUUGAUACAUUGCGCAAUGAGACUCGUCUGGCUGUUGAGUGUCAUGAAAACGAAAAGAAAGAACUGAGAGAAUCGGUAGCAAGACCUUACCUUGAUCAACUCAGUGAGUUGCAAUGUGGUCUGGAGAUUAAACAGAAGGAGCUGGCGGAAGCUAAUAGAAUAUAUGCAGAAACAAAGCAUGCUAUCGAAGACCUUAAUGAAAGGCUCAGUGCUUCUGUGCAGUCAUGUUCUGAAGCAAAUGAAAUAGUGAAUAGUCAGAAAGCAUCUAUAGCUGAACUCAAGGCACAGUUGGAUGAAGAGCGUGCUCAGAGACGAGAAGAACGAGAAAAGGCUGCAGCAGAUUUGAAAGCAGCAGUGCAGAAAGCUCAAUCAGAGGCUGAAGAGGAUUUAAAACGAUUUUCUGAUGAUGCCACAAGACGACAAAGAGAGCAACAAGAAGUAAUUAAUAAGCUUCAGGAAUCAGAGAAAGAAACAUGUUUACUGGUGGAAACCUUGAGAACCAAAUUGGAAGACACUAGGCAAAAGUUGGUAGUCUCUGACUAUAAAGUUCGCCAGCUAGAAACCCAACUUUCCGAAGAGCAGUCAACCUCUGAAAGUCGAAAAAUUAGAGUUGAAGAACUUGAACAUGAGAUGAGAGGACUGAGGAAGGAGCUUGAGAGUGAAAAGCAGGCAGCUCGAGAAGAAGCAUGGGCUAAAGUUUCUGCACUUGAACUAGAGAUAAAUGCUGCUAUGCGAGAUCUUGAUUUUGAGAGACGAAGGCUAAAAGCUGCCAGAGAAAGAAUUAUGCUUAGGGAGACGCAACUAAGAGCAUUUUAUUCCACAACCGAGGAGAUUUCUGUACUGUUUACUAAACAGCAGGAACAGUUGAAAUCAAUGCAGAAGACACUGGAAGACGAGGAAAAUUAUGACAACACAUCAGCAGAUAUUGACCUCAAUGUGGUUAUUGAUGAUGUAACUGCACCUGAAGGCAGAGGAAAUGAAGCAAUCAGAUACCAUAGUAACAUUACUGCCAAGGCAGGGUCAGCUACAACAUCCCAGAGGUCUUUCAGAAAUCAAAUUGUAACUUCUAGUGAUGAAGUUAGUGUGACCGAGAAACAUGACUGUGAUAUCAGAAGCCAAGAAGGUCAACAUACCGAAGAGGCAGAAUUUACAAGUGCAGACCUUGGUGUCAAGGGUGCCUUUGGUUCUGAGAUUGAUGGUGUUGGCACAGCACCCAUUAUGGAGGGAGACGGCAUUGACACCGAGCAUGUUCCUGAAACUGAAAGCCCUGGAAUCAAUGGCGAGCAGAAUAUUGAUUUGAAUAGAAUUGUCACUUUAGAAGGGGAUACAAUGCAACUUGAUGAUGAAGCCAACGUACAAGAAAAUGAUGAGCAGGUUCCAAUGAUUUGUCAGGAGCGUCACUCACAAUCAAAUAGCCCCCAUGACACUCUCAAAGGUAUGGAAGAUACCGAAGCCUGUGGUACGAUCAGGACAGCAGACCUUUUAGCUUCUGAAGUUAUUGGUAGCUGGGCUUACAGCACAGCCCCUUCUGUGCAUGGAGAUAAUGGCUCCCAAAGAAGCAGAGACAACAAUGAGGAAGGUGCUGCUGCACCACACAACUCCACCGAUCAGGUGGCCGAGAGCCAAAGUACUCCAUCUUCUGAUGCUGCUGCCAGAAGACGAAAUCUUGAAUGUCAAGCACCCAAUUCCUCUUCACCCCGAUUCCAAAUUAGUAAACAUGCCCUAAGUGAAAUGAUUGGGAUUGUUGCUCCGGACUUAAAAGAACAGUUCGGUGGUAUUGUAGAUGAUAGUUGUGAUCACGCGAAAGAAAAACAAGGUUCUGCAUCCGACUCAGAUACUGAGAGCUGUUCAGACAACGAAGAAGAUAACAGAACUGAUGCCAAAAGCGGAUCAAUUUCAGAUUCAGAAACCGAGGGCAGCGAACGGGGUGAUGAAGAUAAAAAAUCUGGUGAUGCAAUGGAUGAAGAUGAUCAAGAUACAGAAGAUUCUCUUAGAUAAUAGGCGUGUAUGGGAGCACAAGUACUCCAACACCUAUCUGGUUCGGACUGGAAUGACCUGUAACUACUCGAGACGUAUCGGGAUUUUGCGUCUGUCCUUUUGUUUACUUUAUUCUUGCUCUUGUAGUUACGUUCACUGUUUAUAUUUGUAGCUUUCCUUUAUACCAAUUUCACAAAGAAUUUUGUUUCUUGA